Messenger RNA from Westerdykella ornata, 1377 nucleotides. RefSeq names its product Phosphotyrosyl phosphatase activator. Gene Ontology annotation, molecular function: peptidyl-prolyl cis-trans isomerase activity; protein tyrosine phosphatase activator activity. NCBI's taxonomy places the organism in Eukaryota, Fungi, Ascomycota, Dothideomycetes, Pleosporales, Sporormiaceae. The coding region runs from base 76 to 1101 and encodes 341 amino acids. Gene Ontology annotation, biological process: mitotic spindle organization. The transcript has 2 exons. The record is from RefSeq and is a predicted model, not a curated record. Gene Ontology annotation, cellular component: nucleus; cytoplasm; protein phosphatase type 2A complex.
CACCACGGAACAAUCUCGACGACUACGAUACCACGGCCGAGUGCAGCAAUUACCUCCUGCCAUUCCACAUACGCCAUGUCUGACAUGAGCGCCGCGAUUCCCAAACUUCUCCCCCGCAGACGCCCACCCCCUCAGCGACCCGCACCCGACUCCGUCCCUCCACCGCCAACACCACCCCUACCUCCCCUACCAGACCUCUCCAAACACACGUACAUCCAUCCCACGCGGCGCAUCCUCAGCAAGCAAGACCACGACCUCUUCCUCUCGAGCCCGACCUCCACCCUCGUCCAAGCCUGGAUCUUCACCCUCUCCGACUCGGUCCGCAACCGCGCCAUCGGCACCAUACAAGACUCAGACCUGCACCCCACGAUCCGCAAAAUCCUCCGCCUCCUGCAAGAAGUCGAACAAAUCCUACACGCCAACCCACCCGAAGACACGGGCUCGCGCUUCGGUAACCCCAUCUUCCGCACCUUCCUCGACGCCGUCGUCUCCUCCCUCCCCGGCUGGCACCGCGAAUUCGGCCUGGACGAUGACGCCCAAAUCGACGAGAUUUCCACGUACCUGGCGCACGCGUUCGGCAACCGCAGCCGCAUCGACUACGGCUCCGGCCACGAACUCAACUUCUUGCUCUGGCUGCUGUGCCUGAACCGCAUCGCGCUGCUGCCCGAUGACACGUUCCCCGCCAUCGGGCUCGUCGUACUACCGGCCUACCUGCGCCUCAUGCGCAAGAUCCAAUCGGCGUACUACCUCGAGCCCGCAGGCUCGCACGGCGUCUGGGGCCUUGACGACUACCAAUUCCUCCCCUUUUUAUUCGGCGCCGCGCAGCUCGUCGGACAUGCCUACAUCACGCCCAAAUCGAUACACAACCAACUCGUGCUCGAGGAGGAGGGCCACAAGUAUCUGUAUCUGGAUCAGGUGGCGUUUGUGAACCGCGUCAAGAACGUCGAAGGGUUGAGGUGGCAUAGUCCCAUGUUGGAUGAUAUCUCGGCGGCGAAGUCUUGGGGUAAGAUUGAGGCCGGGAUGAGGAAGAUGUUUGUGAAGGAGGUGCUGGGCAAGGUGCCGGUUAUGCAGCAUUUUUUGUUUGGGAUUCUUGGGAAAUAGAGGGUUGCAUAUUUGUGGUGUUUGAGGGGUUGUUGCUCUUUGGGUGGUCUUGCAUGGGACGGUGCCGGCGUUGGUUGGUUGAGAUCGAUAUGGAUUCAAUAUCUUGAGGGUCCCGCUUUCUGUUUUCUGCGGAAUGUGCAUGUUGGAUCCAUCGCUGGGCAAGACCAUAGACAGAUCUGUUUCCAAGCAAGUACUUGCAUAACAUUCAUCUCCCAUGUCUGGAUAUCAUUCCCCCUCCUUCACACCCUAUGGUAGCACAUCCCCCCAACUCAAUCU